AUGGGCUCUCCUUCCGCGAAGGAGGCUGCUCAUAUUUUAGUAAAAUUAUGUGAAGAUUCUAGAUAUAACCUUGACAAUGAAUUUUUUUCUCAACUAAAUAAGUUGAAAGAUACCCAAGCAGAGUUAAAUGUAGCGGUUAAAAAUGGUUUUAUUAUAUAUGAUAAUGGUGAAAGAGUAGAUUUACCUUUGGCUGGCAACAUGGCGAACUACAGUGAAUUUUCCUCUGAGUUAACAAAAUUAAAAAAAUAUAUAUUAAUCGACAUAAUUUUAAAUAAAAAUGUAUCAGACAAUGUGCCCGUGAGUAAAGAACUAAAGGCAUACAUAAAUGGUGACGAAGAUGCAGAAGUUUUUACUGAUGCAAACGAUGUAAACAAUCAUAACCUGAAAAAUAGUGCCGAGUUCAUAUGCGUCCAAAACAAUGCGAAAAUGCUAAAAGUUGAAUUGGAGAACACCAAAUCAAUUAUUAAAAACUUAGAAACUAUGGUGAGUGACAAAGAAUUAAUUAUUAAUUUAUUACGAAAUGACUUACAAAGAAAACAGUGCGACGUUGCCAAUACGAGUAAUAAAUCUCAAAAUAAAUCAAACCUACCGAAUGCAGAAAAAGAACUCUCUUAUUCUGAGUCAACAUCUGCUGUAAAACCUCCAGCAGAAAGAAUUAAGAAAACAAGCAAUGAAAUACAAAAUAAAGCAAACAAUAAUAAAAAAAGUGUUUGGAUCACAAACAAACGAUAA
This is a messenger RNA of Brassicogethes aeneus, 732 nucleotides long. The record is from the annotation of a GenBank genome assembly. Lineage: Eukaryota; Metazoa; Arthropoda; Insecta; Coleoptera; Nitidulidae.